UGCACGAACAAGCACAACUUUGAAAGUUUAUGCAGCCGCUGUGCAGGACGUCCUGAAGGGGGGAAAAAAAUCUGCAGAAGAGCAAAGGCACCACAAGCUGACGGACUGAGAACGGCAACCACUCCGAAGCAGCUUUUAGACCAAACUUAAGAGAGAAUUGCCCUGCGAAAAUGGGCUUUCCGACGAUAUCUAGGUGUCAUCUGGUUAUUUUAAAAGUGUUUUUGCUUCAAUUUAUCGCUUUUCAAGCAACAAAUGCUCGCCCAUCUCCUAUAAUCAGGUUUCCCGGAGACGAUACCCCGAGAACAGACAAAGAAGUUGCUCUGCACUAUCUGAAUAAGUUUUAUGGAUGCCCACAAGACAGAUGCAACCUUAUGGUGCUCAAAGACACUUUGAAGAAAAUGCAGAAGUUCUUCUCCUUGCAAGAAACCGGGGAAAUAGAUGCCAGGACGGUGGAGAUCAUGAAAAAACCUCGCUGUGGUGUCCCGGAUGUGGCCAAUUACAACUUCUUCCACAGGAGACCCAAGUGGCAGAAGAAGGAGAUUACCUACAGAAUCCUGGGCUACACUCCUGACCUGGACGAGGAAGUCAUAAAUGAUGCUUUCUACAGAGCCUUUAAAGUGUGGAGUGAUGUCACGCCGCUUUCUUUUACUCGCAUCAUGGAUGGAGAAGCUGACAUCAUGGUUAAUUUUGGCCGCAAUGAACAUGGAGACGGUUAUCCUUUUGAUGGCAAAGACGGUCUCCUGGCUCAUGCCUUUGCCCCAGGACCAGGAAUUGGGGGUGAUUCCCAUUUUGAUGAUGACGAGCAGUGGACCUUAGGAGAGGGCCAAGUGGUGAAAGUGAAGUUUGGCAAUGCUGAUGGAGAGUUCUGCAAAUUCCCCUUCCUGUUCAUGGGGACCGAGUACAACAGCUGUACAUCUCAGGGUCGAGAUGAUGGAUUCCUGUGGUGCUCCACCACCUACAACUUUGAUGAAGAGGGCAAAUAUGGCUUCUGCCCUCACGAGCUACUUUUCACCCUUGGUGGUAACGGAGAGGGCGCGCCUUGUAAAUUCCCCUUCAGCUUUCAGGGAGAAAGCUACGACAGCUGCACCACGCAGGGCAGGGAUGAUGGAUACCGCUGGUGUGCCACCACUGAGGACUACGACCGUGACAAAUCCUAUGGCUUCUGCCCUGAAACUGCAAUGUCAACAGUGGGAGGAAAUGCAGAGGGAAGCCCCUGUGUCUUUCCUUUCACCUUUCUUGGAGACAGCUAUGACUCCUGCACUUCUUCUGGACGCAGUGAUGGGAAAAUGUGGUGUGCCACCACUAAGAACUACGAUGAUGACCGGAAAUGGGGUUUCUGUCCUGACCAAGGCUACAGCUUGUUCCUGGUGGCGGCCCAUGAGUUUGGUCACGCCCUUGGUUUGGAGCAUUCUCAGGACCCAGGAGCUCUGAUGGCUCCUGUCUAUACGUUUACGAAAGACUUCAGACUUUCUCACGAUGACAUCCAAGGCAUCCAAGAGCUCUAUGGUGUGCCAACCGACAAGCCUUUGCCUCCAACCCAGGGUCCUGUCACUCCAAUGGACAUUUGUAAAGAUCCAGUUAUCUUUGAUGCUGUUGCACAAAUCAGAGGAGAGACGUUUUUCUUCAAAGACAGGUUCCUGUUCAGGUCAGUGAACUUCAGGAGCAAACCCAGUGGCCCUAUGCUAGUGGCCACCUACUGGCCUGACCUCCCUGCGAAGAUAGACGCUGCCUAUGAAAACCCAGUGGAGGAGAAAACGGUCUUCUUCUCAGGUGAUGAGAUGUGGGUUUACAAAGCCGAUGAGCUGGAAAGAGGUUACCCGAAGAGGCUCUCCAGCCUUGGCCUCCCCACAGAUGUGCAGCAAAUUGAUGCUGCCUUCAACUUCAGGAAGAACAGGAAGACUUACUUAUUUUCUACAGACAAAUUCUGGAGAUUUGAUGAAAGUAGUCAGGCAAUGGACCCUGGCUUCCCCAAGCUUAUUGCUGAAUCUUGGAAUGGCAUUCCUGAUGACAUUGACUCUGCUUUCAGUCUGAACGGCAUUGAUUACAGCUACUUCUUCAAAGGAAGCCACUAUUUUAAAGUUGAAGACAGCAGUUUGAAGAUCAUCAAGUUGGGAGAAAUCACAAAGGACUGGCUUGGUUGCUGAACAUCGACCAAAAUGUUUCACAGCAGGUGACGAUGGUCUUAUGAGGCCAUCAGUGUUAAUCACACACAACUUGAGGUUGUUGCAGUGCACACUGUUACAACUUUUUAUCCUUGGCCACUCUGCAAGCUUCUAUGGGACACAUGUACCUCCAGCCUGUAUAACCGAUCUCAGCUGGUAGAAUGGCAUUUCAAGGCCUUUUACACAGGCUAAAUGUAUGCACCUGGCAAAUUGCUUUAUUUCUGUGUGAUUUUUCUAAUUGUAUGACUGAUGCACAUUUAAAAAAAAAAAAAAAA
Molecule: messenger RNA, 2437 nt
Organism: Poecilia latipinna (sailfin molly)
Lineage: Eukaryota; Metazoa; Chordata; Actinopteri; Cyprinodontiformes; Poeciliidae
Gene: mmp2
Product: matrix metallopeptidase 2
Exons: 13
Coding region: 171-2144 (657 amino acids)
Biological process (GO): extracellular matrix organization; response to hypoxia; collagen catabolic process
Cellular component (GO): extracellular matrix
Molecular function (GO): metalloendopeptidase activity; zinc ion binding
Source: RefSeq, a predicted model, not a curated record